Molecule: messenger RNA, 3183 nt
Organism: Miscanthus lutarioriparius
Lineage: Eukaryota; Viridiplantae; Streptophyta; Magnoliopsida; Poales; Poaceae
Source: the annotation of a GenBank genome assembly
AUGUCGUCGUCCUGGUCAUCGGCGUCGAAGACACCCGUCAAUUCAACGAGGCGGCCGUCGAGCGGGCGCCUCCCGAGUAUCUCCAACGACGUAGACGUCGACGACGAGCCGGAGUUCACCUCCACCAUGUCCGGUGGCGGCAGCGACUAUGCCAACUACACCGUCCUCAUGCCGCCCACCCCGGACAACCAGCCCUAUAGUGUCGGCGGCGGUGGAGGCGGAGCGCCGUCCUCCGCGUCCGCUGGUGGUAGCAAGCCGGACGAUCUCCCGUUGCCGCCCUAUGGCCCUUCGGCGUCCUCUAAGCUCGUCAACCGGCGUGGUGGUGCCGGCGCGGACGACGGCGUGGGGGGCGGCAGCGGCAAGAUGGACCGGCGGCUGUCCACGGCGCGCGUGCCGGCGCCGUCCAAGUCGCUGCUUGUGCGGAGCCAGACCGGGGACUUCGACCACAACCGGUGGCUGUUCGAGACCAAGGGCACGUACGGCAUCGGGAACGCGUACUGGCCGCAGGACAGCAACGCGUAUGCCGACGACGAGGACGGCGGCGUGGGCAGCGGUCCCGUCAAGAUGGAGGACCUCGUUGACAAGCCGUGGAAGCCGCUUAGCCGAAAGGUGCCCAUCCCUCCCGGCAUUCUUAGCCCCUACAGGCUGCUGGUGCUGGUGCGGUUCAUCUCGCUGUUCCUGUUCCUGAUCUGGCGUGUGACGAACCCCAACCUGGACGCGCUAUGGCUGUGGGGGAUCUCCAUCGUGUGCGAGUUCUGGUUCGCCUUCUCGUGGCUGCUGGACCAGAUGCCAAAGCUGAAUCCGAUAAACCGUGCCGUCGAACUCAGCGCGCUCCGGGAGAAGUUCGAGUCCGCGACGCCGUCCAACCCCACCGGCCGGUCCGACCUCCCCGGGCUCGACGUCUUCAUCUCCACCGCGGACCCCUACAAGGAGCCGCCCUUCACCACGGCCAACUCGCUGCUCUCCAUCCUCGGCACGGAGUACCCCGUGGAGAAGCUCUUCGUCUACAUCUCGGACGACGGCGGCGCGCUGCUGACCUUCGAAGCCAUGGCGGAGGCCUGCGAGUUCGCCAAGGUUUGGGUGCCCUUCUGCCGCAAGCACUCGAUCGAGCCACGCAACCCGGACGCGUACUUCAACCAGAAGGGCGACCCCACCAAGGGCAAGAAGCGGCCGGACUUUGUCAAGGACCGCCGGUGGAUUAAGCGCGAGUACGACGAGUUCAAGGUCCGCAUCAACGGCCUCGCCGACCUCGUCCGCCGGCGUGCCAACGCAAUGAAUGCUCGCGAGCGUAAGAUCGCCCGCGACAAGGCUGCUGCUGCCUCCUCUGAUGCCCCAGUCGCCGACGCCCCCACCGUCAAGGCCACCUGGAUGGCGGACGGCACCCACUGGCCCGGCACCUGGCUCGACUCCGCCCCUGACCACGGCAAGGGCGACCACGCAAGCAUCGUGCAGGUGAUGAUCAAGAACCCGCACUACGACGUGGUGCACGGCGACGCCGGGUCGCACCCAUACUUGGACUUCACCGGCGUGGACGUGCGCAUCCCGAUGUUCGUGUACCUCUCGCGGGAGAAGCGUCCGGGGUACGACCACAACAAGAAGGCGGGCGCCAUGAACGCCAUGGUGCGCGCGUCGGCGAUCCUCUCCAAUGGGCCCUUCAUGCUCAACUUCGACUGCGACCACUACAUCUAUAACUGCAUGGCCAUCCGCGAGGCCAUGUGCUACAUGCUUGACCGUGGCGGUGACCGCAUAUGCUACAUCCAGUUCCCGCAGCGCUUCGAGGGCAUCGACCCCUCCGACCGCUACGCCAACCACAACACCGUCUUCUUCGACGGCAACAUGCGCGCGCUCGACGGCCUCCAGGGCCCCAUGUACGUCGGCACCGGCUGCCUCUUCCGGCGGUACGCCGUCUACGGCUUCAAUCCGCCGCGCACCAACGAGUACCGCGGCAUCUACGGCCAGGUCAAGGUGCCCAUCGACCCGCACGGUCACUCUGGACCCGGCGCCGCCGAGGAGCUCCGCCCGCUGUCGGUGCACCCGGACCACGAGGCGCCGCAGCGGUUCGGCAAGUCCAAGAUGUUCAUCGAGACCAUCGCCGUGGCCGAGUACCAGGGCCGGCCGCUGCAGGACCACCCCUCGGUCCAGAACGGGCGGCCGCCGGGCGCGCUGCUGAUGCCGCGCCCGCCGCUGGACGCGGCCACCGUGGCGGAGUCCGUGGCGGUGAUCUCGUGCUGGUACGAGGACGGCACCGAGUGGGGACUGCGUGUGGGGUGGAUCUACGGCUCCGUGACGGAGGACGUGGUGACCGGGUACCGCAUGCACAACCGCGGGUGGCGCUCCGUGUACUGCAUCACCCGGCGCGACGCGUUCCGCGGCACGGCACCCAUCAACCUCACCGACCGGCUCCACCAGGUCCUCCGGUGGGCGACGGGGUCCGUGGAGAUCUUCUUCUCCAAGAACAACGCGCUGCUGGCCUCCCAGCGGCUCAAGUUCCUGCAGCGCCUAUCGUACCUCAACGUCGGCAUCUACCCGUUCACCUCCCUCUUCCUCAUCAUGUACUGCCUCCUGCCGGCGCUGUCCCUCUUCUCCGGCCAGUUCAUCGUGGCGACGCUGGACCCGACAUUCCUGUGCUACCUCCUGCUCAUCACCAUCACGCUGAUGCUGCUGUGCCUGCUGGAGGUGAAGUGGUCCGGUAUCGGCCUUGAGGAGUGGUGGCGCAACGAGCAGUUCUGGGUGAUCGGCGGCACGUCGGCGCACCUGGCGGCCGUGCUGCAGGGCUUGCUGAAGGUGAUCGCGGGCAUCGAGAUCUCCUUCACGCUGACGGCCAAGGCGGCGGCGGACGACGACGAUGACCCCUUCGCGGAGCUGUACCUCGUGAAGUGGACGUCGCUCUUUAUCCCACCGUUGGCAGUGAUCGGGAUCAAUAUCAUCGCGCUCGUCGUCGGCGUGUCCCGCACUGUGUACGCGGAGAUCCCGCAGUACAGCAAGCUGCUGGGCGGCGGGUUCUUCAGCUUCUGGGUGCUGGCGCACUACUACCCGUUCGCCAAGGGGCUCAUGGGCCGCCGCGGACGCACGCCGACCCUCGUCUACGUAUGGGCGGGGCUCAUCUCCAUCACCGUCUCCCUGCUCUGGAUCACCAUCAGCCCGCCCGACGACAGGAUCACCCAGGGCGGAGUCGACGUGUGA